UCGAGCUUAUAUCCUUCGCAUUCAGAUACGGCUUCGAACGCAAAAAAAGCUAUAAAAUUUCACGCAACGCAAAUGUGAAGUGAGCGACCAAAGGAUCAUCGGAGUCAGCCGUUCACGACGGUUGGCAGACACCAUGAGUGGCAGAGCAAGUAAUUUCCCUCCAGCGCCGGACCAAGAGUGGUCUCCAUGGGACUACUUCUUCGACGAUGCUCUUCCGAGUCCGGCUGUGCUCCCACGGGCCGUUUCGUAUCGAACGACUCCACCAGGGCUAACACGGACUCCGUCGUUUGACCCAGAAAGAGUGAUGCCACGGCCAAAUCCUUCUAGUUUAGCUGGCUUCACGACACCCAGCUUGCCCUUAAUGCUCCUCGAGAAUGCCUACGCGAGGCCUAGAAGUAUCGUCGAGCCUCCACCGAGAUCUAUUGGGCAACCAAACGCCCAGGUCUUGUCCGAGCAAGACUCCAUGUUGACGGGCGAUGAGCAGAAGAAGGUCUUAAGCAAGCUCAAGAAGGAGAUUUACAACCCCCUGCCAAAGAGCUACAUUAGGAGAGUGAGCUUAUACUAUAGGGAAAAUGCUAGGAACGGUCUUGGGGAUCAGAACAGGUACCCUGACGACGACGAUGGCAAGCGAUGCGCGAUAUGCUUAGACGACUUUGAGCCUAAGCAAGAGGUGAUGGUCACUCCUUGCAACCAUAUGUUCCAUGAGGACUGCAUCGUGCCGUGGUUGCAGGGUCACCGCCAGUGCCCAGUCUGCCGAUUUUCACUCUUGGAACAGAAGAGGCAAACUCAACCGCCAAUUGCACCGGUAGCAAUCCAAUCCUGGGAGACAGUGUUUUAUGUGCCCGAAACGUUGUUCCGGUAAUAAAGAUAGAGGAGAAAGCUUAGCACACUAAUUUGAUGUAUAUGAACUUAUGCAGACAUAAGACAUAGCCCUUAUGCAUAUUUCUUAUGUAUACAUACGUGAGGCCCCGCCACCGUAUCACGAAUGGCGCCUUUAUUUCCUCGCUUGGAUUUAUUGGUUAUGGAGUUAAUGAAUUGCGAUGGAAAUGAUUUCGAGCUAACGAUUGAUUCGAGGAGCUUGAUGCUUGUAGUAGUAGGCCAAGUAUUUGUCUGUCCAUAAGAUUUUGAUUCAUGCUUUCAUCA
This is a messenger RNA of Rhodamnia argentea, 1143 nucleotides long. RefSeq names its product E3 ubiquitin-protein ligase RING1-like. The transcript is spliced from 3 exons. Gene Ontology annotation, biological process: ubiquitin-dependent protein catabolic process. Lineage: Eukaryota; Viridiplantae; Streptophyta; Magnoliopsida; Myrtales; Myrtaceae. Gene Ontology annotation, molecular function: ubiquitin protein ligase activity. Bases 134 to 862 code for a protein of 242 amino acids. The record is from RefSeq and is a predicted model, not a curated record.